AUGAGUGGUGAUGGAAAACGUGCAGUAUCUGGAUCGUACGACAAGAGCGUACGAGUUUGGGACGUGGACACAGGACUGCAAAUCGGCGACGCAUUAACUGGACACACGGGUGAGGUGUCGAGCGUUGCGAUGAGUGGUGAUGGAAAACGUGCAGUAUCUGGAUCCUGGGACUUGAGCGUACGAGUUUGGGACGUGGACACAGGACUGCAAAUCGGCAACGCAUUACCUGGACACACGAGUCAGGUGUCGAGCGUUGCGAUGAGUGGUGAUGGAAAACGUGCAGUAUCUGGAUCCUGGGACUUGAGCGUACGAGUUUGGGACGUGGACACAGGACUGCAAAUCGGCGACGCAUUACCUGGACACACGAGUCAGGUGCUUAGUGUUGCGAUGAGUGGUGAUGGAAAACGUGCAGUAUCUGCAUCGGAAACGACCGUACGAGUUUGGGACGUAGAGAAAGGGAGUAUAGUUCAUCUCGGAAAGUUGAAGGACUGGCGAGAUAUCGUGGAGAGAUUUCUGAAUGCGGAAAACUUACGUGCCGUCUCUCGCACUAGACGUAGGCGCGAAACGCUCAAAGUUUUCGUGAGCGGCGGGAAAAUAGUGCAUGAGAGAGAGAAUGGCUCUGAGGCUGUUUUGGCGCAGCUGGAGAGUACGGUAGACUCGUGGGAGAUAGACGAUAAUCAUGGGGUCUUUGUUGGAGCGGCCGGCAACUGGGUGGCUAUCAUGAAACUAGUGGUCUAG
Messenger RNA from Chondrus crispus (carragheen), 738 nucleotides. RefSeq lists its product as hypothetical. Bases 1 to 738 code for a protein of 245 amino acids. Gene Ontology annotation, molecular function: protein binding. Lineage: Eukaryota; Rhodophyta; Florideophyceae; Gigartinales; Gigartinaceae. The transcript has a single exon. The record is from RefSeq and is a predicted model, not a curated record.